CCAGAAUAUACUAAAUAAUGCUUGCCAUCAUAUAUGCACUAUGGUACAAUUAAAGGCUAGGUUCAGUAUCUUGUCGGAGUUUAAAGAUACGUUCUCUAAUCUGAAAUCUACAAGCGAUGUUCAGAUUUCAUGCGGACGUGGAGUAUUCUCAACCCAUAGGAUAAUUUUAGCGAGUCUCAGUAGCUUUUUGGAGAAUAUAUUUAAGGAUUUGGACCAGGAGCAAGAUGAUGCAAUUCUCAUCAUUCCAGAUGUUGAUAAUAAGUGUUUGGAGGACUUUUUGCGGAUUUUGUACGGCGUUGAGGAAGGAAACCGUGUUGAUCAUCAACUUAUAGAAUUGUUUCAUCUAAUAGGAAUAGAUAUUGCGCAGUUCAUUUCAGAGAUACAACCUUCAUAUAUAUCUCAGGUUUAUGGUCUGAAAUCUGUAGGAUUUGGAAGAUUAGACACUGAAUCCUUUGCAAGGAUUGAACCUGGAUCCUUUGCUAGAAUUGAUCCCCUUCUCAGCCUUGAAAUAGAAGAGGAACUACUCCGAUACGAUGAUCUUGAAACUAUUCUUCCGUCACAUACAAUAAACCCUACACAGACUAUUCUUACAUCAAGGGAAGGGUGCAGAGAAUAAAAAAUACUAGCCAAA
Messenger RNA from Eurytemora carolleeae, 631 nucleotides. RefSeq lists its product as uncharacterized. The transcript is spliced from 7 exons. The coding region runs from base 41 to 616 and encodes 191 amino acids. Gene Ontology annotation, molecular function: protein binding. The record is from RefSeq and is a predicted model, not a curated record. Lineage: Eukaryota; Metazoa; Arthropoda; Copepoda; Calanoida; Temoridae.